Megalobrama amblycephala (Wuchang bream) is the source of this 2424-nucleotide messenger RNA. RefSeq names its product interferon-inducible GTPase 5-like. Bases 163 to 1350 code for a protein of 395 amino acids. Lineage: Eukaryota; Metazoa; Chordata; Actinopteri; Cypriniformes; Xenocyprididae. Gene Ontology annotation, cellular component: membrane. The record is from RefSeq and is a predicted model, not a curated record. Gene Ontology annotation, molecular function: GTP binding. The transcript has 4 exons.
GAAAGUAAAUGUUUGGGUGGAUCCUGCUCUGGUUAUAUUUCUGUAGAGCUGGAGUUUAGAUGCAUACACUCACAGACUUUGAUUCUUGUGCAUCUUGUUGGAGCCAUCUUGCUUAGACAUAUUUGUUAUUUUCACCUACCACACUGAUCUGGAGGCAUAAAGAUGUUGGAUGAUUUUGGCAUAACAGAGGAGGAGCUGAAAGAGCUUCAAGAAACAAUAUCUAAUCAAGAUAUUCAGUCAGCAACAAACACAAUCAAAGAAUUCCUCAAACAGCAAGAUCGUGUUGAGCUAAACAUUGGUGUGACGGGAGAGUCAGGUUCUGGAAAGUCCACAUUUGUCAAUGCUUUCAGGGGUUUAGGGGAUGAAGAUGAAGGCUCUGCUAAAACUGAUAUAGUUGAGACUACCAUGAAACCUGAAGUUUACCUUCACCCAAAAUUCAAAAAUGUGAAAGUGUGGGAUCUUCCUGGCAUCGGAACACCAAACUUCAAAGCCGACGAGUAUCUUGAACAGGUUGAGUUUGAACGCUAUGAUUUUUUCAUCAUCAUUGCUUCGGAUCGGUUCAGAGAAUGCCACACUCAACUGGCCGAAGAGAUCAAGAGAAUGGGGAAAAAGUUUUAUUUUGUUCGUUCUAAGAUUGACUUGAGCAUUUCGGCUCAAAAGAGGAAAAAAAACUUUGAUGAGAAAAACACACUGGAUACCAUCCGAGAGGACUGUGAAAAGGGGCUGAGAAAGAUCUGUAUAGAGGAUCCUGAUGUGUUCCUGAUCUCUGGUUGGGAGCUCGGCAAGUAUGACAUAAAUCUGCUGCAGGAAAGGAUGGAGAAAGAGCUUCCACAGCAUAAGAGACGUGUGCUGAUGUUGGCUUUGCCAAAUAUCACAACAAAGAUUCAUGAGAAAAAGAAGAAAGCUCUAGAGGAAAACAUUAAAAGAGUAGCCUUCCUGUCUGCUUGUGUAGCUGCAGUUCCAGUUCCUGGUCUUUCAUUUGCUGUGGAUUUAGUUAUCAUAGCAACUGAGAUACAGAAGUACUGCAGUGCCUUUGGUCUUGAUAGGAAAUCUCUGCAGCAGCUCUGUGAAAGGUUUGGUAAGAGCAUAGAGACUGUAGAGAGUCUGAUGACUUCAGUUUGGCAUAAAGGAAUAUGCACAAGUUCAGUCUUAUCAGUACUGAGUGAUUCAUCUCUUCUGGUAACAGAAGAUGCUGUUGAGUCCCUUUUUAGGUUUGUGCCUCUUUUAGGCUCUAUAGCGGCAGGAGCUAUGUCCUAUUUAACUGUGUCAGUAAUGCUGAAGAGAGCUCUGAAUGAUAUAGCAGAAGAUGCCAGAAAUGUGCUAAUGGCUUUAUUGGAGAGUGAAGUGUAAUUAGACACUGUUGUUGUUGUAUUAUAUAGAUUUUAGCCCUGUCCUUUUAAUAAGUGUCGUUCAUAUGCCAUCUGUACAUGUUUUUACAACUUUGCUGGCUCAUUACUAUAUGGGGAUUCUGUGAAAGUGAAAGUAAAUGUUUGGGUGGAUCCUGCUCUGGUUGUAUUUCUGUACACCUGGAGUUUAGACGCACACACUCACAGACUUUGAUUCUCUUUUAUUGUUUUGCAACUGAAAUAAUCAAUAGAUUAAAAUAUUGAGGACAUGCUUUGUAAUAAUUUUUGUACAUUAGUUGAUUUGCAGGCACUACAUAUAUUAUAUCUAAUUAGACAGAUUUAACCUGCAUAAAUAAAGAACAUAAUUUUUGUUUUGUUUUAUAACACUGAUUUUUAAUCUUAAUAGUUUAAUCAUUUUGUACAUAACUGUGCUAUGCUAUAUAAAUGGAAAUUGUUAAGCUUGUUUAAAAAAAGCAAAGGCAAAGCAGCUUAGUUGAUUAUUUAAAAAAUGCAUUUUGAGAAUUCGAUGUAUUUGUUAUCACUUUCCUUCUAUUCUUAUCCCCCCACCCCACCCCCUGUUGUUAGGUCCGGGGUACAGUUAGAUUUUGCCAUAUAUAUCUCUUUUAAUAUUCUAACUUUCUUUUGGUGCAAUUCAGCAGCUCACUGGUAGCGAUCUUUUGGAAUUAAGUCCUGCCCUCAUUGUGUAAAUUGUGAAAAUGUAAAAAAAAAAAAAAAGAAAUUGUGUAAAUGUAGAUCUUUUGAAAUGGAGAUAUGAAAUAUUGUUAUUUUCCAAAAUAAUUUCAGAAAUGUAUAUUUUACAUUUUAUAUAUACUGUUGUAGCACUUUUUAAAAAAUAGCAAUAUUACUCUUAGUGGACCAUCAGAAAACAUCUAUUAGUUUUGCCUGGAUUCUUUUUUCCCCCUAUCACAUUUAGAUUUUUAUUUUGCAUUCACAAGAUACAGUGAUUCUACAAUGUUGUGAAAACUGUAUAUGAUUGUAAUCAGAUGAUACACAUUAAAUUGUGAUAUUUCUAAGUUUCUUCUUUCCAUCACAAUUUUUUCAUUACAGAAUAAUCAAC